This is a messenger RNA of Alligator mississippiensis (American alligator), 3961 nucleotides long. RefSeq lists its product as uncharacterized. Lineage: Eukaryota; Metazoa; Chordata; Crocodylia; Alligatoridae. Gene Ontology annotation, biological process: proteolysis; DNA integration. The record is from RefSeq and is a predicted model, not a curated record. Gene Ontology annotation, molecular function: aspartic-type endopeptidase activity; nucleic acid binding; RNA-DNA hybrid ribonuclease activity.
UAGAGAAAGAUCAAUGUGCCUUUUGCAAAUGAAAAGGACAUUGGAAGCGGGAAUGCCCUUAUCGAAAAGUUGGGGAAGGUGAAAAGAAGAAAGAGGAGAGCAGUGGAUUGUUCGCUUUUGGAAGGGAUUCAGAUUGAAGGGGACCAGAGGCCCGGGAGGGAAAGAUAACCCAGAUCCCAGUGUCCCCUGACGAGCCUCUGGUUAAAAUGCAACUAGGGGACAGAGAUGAAUUGGUAGAUUUUCUCGUAGAUACAGGUGCUGCCCAUUCUGUCUUAACUCAAAAACUGAAACCUUUAAGUAAAAAGACUGUGCCGGUGGUAGGGGUUACAGGGAAGGCAGUAACACGAUCCUUCCUACAGCCAAUGACCUGUAAUCUUGGGCAGGCCGAAGUUACCCAUCAAUUCUUGUACAUGCCAAACUGCCCCGUUCCCCUUUUAGGGAGAGACCUCCUCUGUAAACUGCAAGCUACGUUGUCGUUCCAGGAUGGGCAAAUGUUUUUAACAGUGCCUCCUGAAAAGGGGUGGCAUUUACAGGCUUGCCUUCUCGGCCUUCUCCAAGAGGAGAGUACACCAGAUAUUCCUCAACCCCUGCUCGAUGCUGUUGUUCCAUGGGUAUGGGCAGGUCACCGACCCGGGAAGGCUAAAAAUGCUGACCCUAUGAAGAUUCAACUUUUGCCAGGGGCCCAGCCUCCAUGUGUGAAACAAUAUCCAAUGCGGAUGGAGGCCAGGAAAGGACUGAAGCCGUUAGUUGAACGGUUCCUGGAGUAUGGCCUUCUCCGUGAAUGUACAUCAGCUUUUAACACACCCAUCUUGCCUGUGAAGAAGCCUAAGAGUAAUGAAUAUCGUUUCGUCCAAGACUUGAGAGCUGUAAAUAAAGUGGUUGUGAGUAUAUACCCGGCCGUGCCUAAUCCGUACACCUUGCUAUCUGCUUUGAACCCAGAUCAUAACUGGUUUACGGUUAUUGAUUUAAAAGAUGCUUUCUUCUGUAUACCGGUAGAGAGGGGAUCUCAGGAAAUAUUUGCAUUUGAAUGGGAAGACCCAGAUACUAGCAUUAAGACUCAGUUGUGCUGGACUGUUUUACCCCAAGGAUUUAAAAACAGCCCAACCCUAUUCGGCAAUGCAUUAAGCAAGGAUUUACGCAGGCUAGAAUUGCCACUGUCCUGUGCUCUUUUGCAAUAUGUAGAUGACUUGCUUUUAACAGCCACCACUGAAGCAAGCUGCCUGGAAGGAACAAUUUGCCUCCUUAAUUUUCUGGGUCAACAAGGGUAUCGCGUUUCCAGAAAAAAAAUGCAGCCCAUAUCCCAGAAAGUCACAUAUUUGGGAUUUGAAUUACAGCCUGGUCAGAGAGCCCUGUUGCCUGAAAGAAGAAGCUAUAUGCCGCUGGCACCCCCAAUAACAAAGAAACAACUACGAGGAUUUUUAGGUACAGUAGGUUUUUGCAGGAUUUGGAUUCCAAAUUUUGGGGUUAUUGCAAAACCUCUAUAUGAGGCAACACACGGAGAUGAAAAGGUACUCGAAUGGACUGAAGAGUGUGAGCAAGCAUUCUGCCAGUUAAAGCAGGCUCUCAUUGAAGCACCCGCCUUAGGACUACCGGACAUGAGUAAGCCUUUUUCCCUUUUUGUGCAUGACCGAGGUGGGGUAGCCGUGGGAGUCUUAACACAGAAAUUGGGUAGCUGGCAACGACCAGUAGCAUAUUUUUCAAAAAAAUUAGACUUUGUGUCAUGUGGAUGGCCUGCUUGUCUCCGGGCUGUUGCUGCUACCUGUCUGCUAAUACAAGAAGCUGAAAAAUUAACCCUAGGCCAUGAAAUGAUUGUAUAUAUUCCUCAUGCAGUACUUACAGUCUUGGAACAGAAAGGAGGGAACUGGUUAACUCCGGGACGAAUGGCUCGAUAUCAGGCCAUCCUCCUAGAUAAGCCUGAAAUAAAAUAAGCCAUUUCUCGCAAUGUAAAUCCAGCAACACUGUUGCCAUCUAUGGGUGACACACCAGAUCUUGUGCAUGACUGUUUGCAAACAUUGGAAACUGUUUAUUCUUCAAGACCAAAUUUGAGAGACAGACCUCUUGAAAAAGCUGACCUGGAGUUCUACACUGAUGGCAGCUCGAGUAUAGAGAAUGGAAUUCGAAAAUCCGGAUACGCUAUCGUGACUACACAGAAUGUGAUAGAAGCAGGACCUUUAAACCCAUCUGUUUCAGCUCAAAAGGCUGAACUCAUUGCUAUGACUCGGGCUUUGCAAUUGGCGGCCAACAAAACUGUCAAUAUUUAUACUGACUCUAAAUAUGUUUUCCUUGUUUUACAUGCUCACGGAGCGCUAUGGAGAGAGCGAGGUCUACUUGAUUCAAAAGGAACAGGCAUUAAGCAUAGCAAACAGAUAAAAGCCCUCCUUAAGGCAGUCUGGGAACCAAAAGAGGUAGCGAUAAUGCAUUGCAAAGCUCAUCAAAAGAAAAAUGAUGAUUCAUCCACAAAAGGUAAUCGAUUUGCUGACGCUACAGCAAAGAAAGCAGCUAAAAAACCUCAGACAGACUUGCUGCCCGAAGUAAGUAAUCUGUUACCUCUCCUCCCAGACUUAUACCAGCCUGUGACACCACAGUACGGGGAAAGAGACAAACAAUUGAUAAGAGAGUUUCAAGCACAGAAGGGGGAGCACGGGUGGCUAGUAGCAAAGGAUGGCCGCAUUAUCAUCCCAGCUGCCUGGGUUCAUGUGGUAGUGAAGAGAGCUCAUCAUGGCACCCACUAUGGACCCAGGGCCCUGAUAAGGUGGAUCAGUCACUAUGUAACUGGAGUGGGAUUAAGAGAGGCUGCAAAGAAGGUAUCAGAGACAUGUGAGGUCUGCCAGAGAAAUAACCCAAAAGGAGGGAGAAAAGAAACUUCAGGACAUCAGAGAAUAGGCAAUGGGCCGGGAGAAGAAUGGCAGGUGGAUUUUACUGAGUUACCCCGGCAACAGGGGAUGAGAUAUCUCCUUGUCUUUGUGGACACUUUCUCUAAUUGGGUUGAGUGCUUCCCAUGUCGGACUGCCCAAGCCCGAGAGGUGGUCAAGGCACUCCUACGAGAAAUCAUACCUCGCUUCGGACUUCCAAAAGGAAUAGGGUCAGACAAUGGACCACAUUUCAUUGCACAAAUUACUCAAAAGGUUUCUGAGUUCCUGGGAAUCAGCUGGCAUUUACACACCCCUUGGAGACCCCAGUCCAGUGGAAAAGUGGAACGUAUGAAUCAGACCUUAAAAAGACACCUUGCAAAGAUUUGCCAAGAAGCUCGACUCAAAUGGCCAGAGGCCCUACCCUUGGCCCUGUUGCGAGUAAGGGUCGCACCACAUUCUAAAUUGGGAUUAAGCCCAUUUGAGAUAAUGUAUGCAGGUACGGGACGUGCUGCAGACACAGAACCAGUCUCCUACCCCGGAAAAUCGAUUAUUACCUGGAAGUUACUCUCUUGUGAAAGAUUGGAACGAGGAACCACUUCGAGCCAGAUGGAAGGGCCCGUAUAGAGUACUUUUAACGACCCCGACGGCAGCAAAGCUCGAAGGAAUCAAGACUUGGAUACAUUCCAGUCGCCUAAAGCCGGUGGCUGAACCAGAACAAGAAGAAACUCCUGCAAACUCCGGGACCGGAGGCAGAGAACAGUGGAAGGUGGAGCCAAUAAGGGACUUAAAAUUCCUAUUCAAAAGAAAGGAACUUUGAAUAAUUUGUCAAUCUUUGAUCAAGUUUUACAAGCCUUAUUAUGAAAUUGUUCAAGGUUUUAGUGUGGGGCACCCUGAUUUGUCCACUCCUACUUAUAGGAGGGGAAAAUCUUUUACCACAAGAAUUUGACCCUCAGGAAAAUGUCUGGAUUUAUCUGGCCCGGGAAAUAUUUAAUAGAACAGACUUCUGCUUGGCAGGAGGGAUCAAUGCUCAUCUGGUUUUUACCUCAUGCUUAAUUGCAGUACCUACCCCUUUGAAAAUUUUACAGAAUUAUACUAUGCUGAAAGAUGUA